Molecule: messenger RNA, 1116 nt
Organism: Symsagittifera roscoffensis
Lineage: Eukaryota; Metazoa; Xenacoelomorpha; Acoela; Convolutidae
Product: tetratricopeptide repeat protein 39C-like
Exons: 4
Coding region: 1-1116 (371 amino acids)
Biological process (GO): cilium assembly
Source: RefSeq, a predicted model, not a curated record
AUGAGUUUAUAUAGUUUCUUUCAUCUUUCAAAAUCAGAAGUCAAUUUAGGCGAUAGUGGUAGUCGUGGUGGUAGUGAUGACACCGCCACGUGUAACACGAGUGAUGUGCCGGCGGGUGAUCUGGACCACUGUGUGCUGUUCGCCUUCAUCAAGAUGCGGAUAGCGAGGAAUGCUGGCAGGAUAGAGGACUGCAUCAAGAUCAUUGAGAAGGUGCUGGAUGAACAUGGAAAGAAAGAGUGGAUGAAGGAACUGAACCAGAUUCUGAAGCACGAUAUAAGCUGGUGCAAAAUGGCCCAGAUGAAGUUCGCCUCGGCCGGAAAGAUGCUGAUGGAGCUGCAUGAGUUGAGCCGGUGGAGCAAACUGAAGAAUUUCUACCCCGCUCUGCUGACCCAAGGGGUGCGCAUGAACAACGACAGUCCCAACAGUGAGCUGGCUGACUUCUUGAAGAAGGUCAAUGAACUGAAAAAAGCUAAAGUCAAUUCUGGAAACCAACAAGAAAUGUUCUGCCAAUCUCGGGCGUGUCUGAUCCUCGAAACAUUACAAUUACAGAGCAAAGCGAAAACCAAAAAUGACAGAUACAUAUCUGAUAAAGACCUCGUCCAUAAAGUGUGUGAAAUACUUCUUUACGAAUGCACAUUCCACUGGGGAUUUUUCCCGCGUGCUUUUACCCAGGAAAACCUUCAGAAAAAAGUGAUGCCAUGUUUGAAAUCAAUGGAAGGCGAUCGAGACUUUGACUCUUUGUCUCAAUUUUUGCAAGGUUCAGUUCACCGAUACCUGAACAAUUUUGAUGAUGCAGAAAAAGCGUUACUAGUUGCAAAAGAAGCGAAGCUAUGUCACAAAAGAUUGAAAUUGGUACAAGCGUAUGCGUGUAUUGAACUAGCAUAUGUUUUUAUUCAAAAAGUAGAGAGUAAAGACCCGAGAGCGAAUGAAGAGAACAAAAUAGUUGAAGGGGAGGAGAUUUCGGGGUACCUCUCGGAUGCAAAGAAAAUGAGAGGAAAUUAUGACAUGGAUCAACGAAUACAGUUUCUGGUGCACAACUUCACAAAGACGGGAGAUGAACUAUGGACAAGUUCAAAGAACAAAAACUCACUAGCAGUUCCAAAACACGCUGUUUAA